Messenger RNA from Phytophthora sojae, 1469 nucleotides. RefSeq lists its product as hypothetical. The annotation marks the transcript as partial. The transcript has 6 exons. The record is from RefSeq and is a predicted model, not a curated record. NCBI's taxonomy places the organism in Eukaryota, Oomycota, Peronosporomycetes, Peronosporales, Peronosporaceae.
AUGGCGGGCUGGGCGUGGAACGUUCGGUCGCCAGCCGCCAAGGACGGGUGUCAUGGACGCCAGGAAGCUCGUGCACGGGAGUACUCGACCCUAACGGAGGAGGACCGCGACAAGAAGAAGGCGGUGGGGAACUGGAUGAGUUCUCCAAGGACGCCCGGCGACGGGCAGGGUGGUGGCGUGACCGACGGGAGCAAGUCGAACUUCGACUUCGAGGGCGCCACGGACGUGUCCGGCAGCAGCGAGAGCGAGACCAGCACUGAGGAAGUGGCGGCUGGCAACGUGCUGGGCCCGAUCGCGGAGGAGCAAGCCGUCGGGCAAGACGACGAGGCUCCAGGUGCAGAGGCUGCUACGGUGCUCGUGGGCGAGGCGCCCGAGCGACCGGACCUGAGGAUGGGCGCCGAGGCCCAGGGGCGUGCGAGCCUGCUGGAGACGUCGCGUGGGCGGCGUGCGCUGGACGCCUCCCUCCGGGAGCUGGUGCAAGGAGCUCCUGCGGUGGUUGGCGGUGGGCCCAUCGGCGUCUGCGCGAUCGUCAACCCUCCGUACGAGGGGAUCGCCGCCAUCGACAAAGCGCUCGGAGUCGGCGCCGGAACCAUCAUGUGCGUCGGCGUCGGCACGGACGGCACCGGUCGAGACAUGACCGCCGUAGUCUGCACAGGCACGCUCUGCAUCGGAGCCGCGUUCGGCGUCGGCACUCCCGUGGCCGCCACCGUUCCAGCCGCUCCCCCAAGAUAUUGCUGCAGUGCCUGCCGCAGGUCGCCACCGUCGGCUGCGCAGACACCACCGGCUGGCUCACUGGCCACGCCGUGCUCGCAGCUUGAUACGCUUGGGCAGCCGCACUUGACGUAUGUGGCACCUGUCCCGUGCCUCCCGCCGUCGGCGGAGGACCCUGGGAUGCCGGUGGGGGCGUGCUCAAAGCCCGCGUCAAUACCCGCGCCAGCAAUUCCACGUUCGGAUUCCCGCUCGACCCGUGAGUCCCACCCGACGGUACCGGCCCGGUACCUGCCGUCGAAGUGGUACUCGCGGGGUCCUACGGUUCAACAGGGAGGAGGAACGAGUCUACCUCCGCCGACGGCGGGAGGCACGGGACAGGUGCCACAUACGUCAAGUGCGGCUGCCCAAGCGUAUCAAGCUGCGAGCACGGCGUGGCCAGUGAGCCAGCCGGUGGUGUCUGCGCAGCCGACGGUGGCGACCCUGCCGACUCAGAGCGCGCCCGCUCCGGGGAACGUGAACCCCUCGGCGGAGGCGUACCUCGGCUCGCUACUGCGGCAGGCACUGCAGCAAUAUCUUGGGGGAGCGGCUGGAACGGUGGCGGCCACGGGAGUGCCGACGCCGAACGCGGCUCCGAUGCAGAGCGUGCCUGUGCAGACUACGGCGGUCAUGUCUCGACCGGUGCCGUCCGUGCCGACGCCGACGCACAUGAUGGUUCCGGCGCCGACUCCGAGCGCUUUGUCGAUGGCGGCGAUCCCCUC